Molecule: messenger RNA, 1830 nt
Organism: Oryza brachyantha (malo sina)
Lineage: Eukaryota; Viridiplantae; Streptophyta; Magnoliopsida; Poales; Poaceae
Product: zinc finger protein 320-like
Exons: 3
Coding region: 377-1390 (337 amino acids)
Molecular function (GO): DNA-binding transcription factor activity
Source: RefSeq, a predicted model, not a curated record
CACGUUCGUAGGCCGCACCGGGCCUAUAUUAGCCACUCUCGCGGGGCGCGCUUUCCGAGGAUCGCGGUUGCAGUGUAGCCAGAGAGCCAGAGAGAGCGUAGCGGAGAGGAGAGGAGAGGAGCAAGAGGAAGGUGGGGAGGCGAGGCGAGGCGGCGAAUUCCUCCGAGGGGCUGAUCGAUUCUCUUCGCGCAUUCUCGCCGUCGUCUUCGCUGCUGAGCAAUCCGGCCGCGCCUGUUCUGCGUCCCUUCUUCUUCUCCACGCCGAUCGGCUAGCGAUCGAGUAGUUGUCUUCCCUGAGCAAUCAAGCGGCGUCCCACCUGUUCUGCUUCCUCUUCUCCUCGCAGAUUGGAAAGACAAGUAUCAAGAAGCAUCCAGAUAUGGCACCAAGAGGAAGGCCUCGGAAGUAUUGCUGCAGCAAGUGCAACAAGAGCUUCCGUUCAGGGAAUGCUCUUGGAGGCCACAUGUCAUGCCACUGGCGUAUUGGUAACCAGCCAAAGAGCACGUCAAGCCCUCCUGCUGCUGUUGAUCUGCGCUUGCCGCUGCUGAGGCCCUGCAAUGAUAAGCCCUCGCUGUUGUCCCUGGAAACACAAUGCCAGAUGUGCUCAAAGGUGUUUUCAUCCUCCAAUUCUCUGAGGGGGCACAUGAGGAUGCACGGUGGCGAGAAGGUGGUGGCCAUGCCUGAGGAAGAAGCUGCAGGGCUGAUUGAAGCACUGGCCAUUUCUGAUAGCAUGCAGAAUCUAAUGGUGUUUUCUUCAGUGAAGCGUAAGCGAUCAUUGCGAUCAAAGAGGCAGACACCAGAAUUCAGUUUGGAGGAGAUAGAUGCUGCAGAUGCUUUGCUGCUGCUUUCAGAGCGCUUUCACAAGAUGUCAGCUUAUGAGGAUUGCUAUCUAGGAGACAAGGACGACAGUAGUUUGAGAUCCAUUGUGCUGACGGAGGUUAACACGAAUGUUCUAGAUCAUUCUUUGGUUCGGUCUGUUGACUCCAAGGUGCCAAUCAAUGAUAGUAACUCAGCCUAUGCGAAUUGCUAUGGGCAGAGUGACAAGGAAAACUGUUUGGUCCCAAUUGUUCCCAAGAAGGAGAUGGAUCUGAAUGAUUUUGAUCAUGAACUUGUUGGUGAUGCUGCGUUAAGGAAACCAAGAAUCAACAGUUCAGAUGAGGAGAUGAAGUUCGGUGAUCUUUCAGUUGCUCUCAAGGAGAAGAGCCACCGAUGCAUCACCUGUGGAAAGUCAUUCGGGUCAGGUCAGGCACUGGGAGGCCACAAGCGAUGUCACUAUGUUUGGAAGUGCGAUCGUCCUCGAGGUUUUGCUGGCCGUCCUGAUUCUGUUGUGCUGAAAGAGCGAAAGCUGAAACUUGAACCUCAGCUGUGGUGUGGCACGAGCAAUCUUCGGUGAACCAAUCUGGUGCUCGGUGUUGUCGGAAGCUGAAGCUUUUUGUUUGUGGUGAAAUAUGGGGUGCUGUCUGAAACUGAUACAGUUCGUUGAGUUGUCUGUAGGUGGUUCAUCAGUCAGGAAAGGAAAAAAAAAAACUUCUUGUCUUCUGAUGGAUAGUCACAAGCUUUGAUAGGAGUAGUUCUCUUGACUGACAAACUUUCUUGGGCGUCAAAGGCCAUGAUCUUAAGUGAUAGCUUGGUUACUGAGCAGUGAAGCUGAUUUCCAUCCUGCAUGUGCAAUACAAUGCAUUAGCUUGCCAUCCUUUUGUACCAGCAAUCUGUAGAUCAAUUUUGCUCUGCUUUCUGUAAAUGUUUGUAACAUGAUUCUUGGUUCAGAAUGAACUGUUCUUUUUUCGUACUAAAUGGUGUGAUAUCGUCAUUGUAUGUACUGAUCAGCCAAUA